Molecule: messenger RNA, 1278 nt
Organism: Triticum turgidum subsp. durum (durum wheat)
Lineage: Eukaryota; Viridiplantae; Streptophyta; Magnoliopsida; Poales; Poaceae
Source: the annotation of a GenBank genome assembly
AUGCUUUUCUGCAGUUGUACUGCUCACAGUUGUAUUUGCAAGCUAGCCAUGGAAGACAACAAUGAUGAGCAUAAUGUAUCUCUUCCUCAGGAUAUCCAGCACACCAUUCUUGCUUCACUACCUGCUAGGGUUGUUCUCAAGUUUCGCACAGUGUGUAGAUUCUGGCGAGACUGCAUUCAAGAACCCAAUUUUGUUGAUCGUCACCUCAACAAUGCUCUCCGCUCCCACCAGUCCAUUGCUUGCUUCACCUCGGUUGAUGAGGGUCUUGUCUGCAUGUACACAUUGGAUCUCACCACACUGAACUGCAAAAGAAUGGAUCUCGUGUUGUCGAGUAGGUUUCAGAUGUCAGACCCCUGCCAUGGCUUGGUGUGCGCCUAUGAUUUAAAAGGCGCUGUUGAGGUGUUGAAUCCAACAACAAGGAUACAUUUGAGACUGCCAGUUUCAGAACUCCAAUCACUAGCUUCAGAAUAUUUUCUUGGACCUGCGCCUUCAACAAAAGAGUACAAGGUGCUCUGUGUCCACCACCGGGUGCGGUUCUUGACAUUUGAAGUAUGCACUGUUGGCACACAGUCAUGGAGGGCAGUGCGCGAAUCCGCAGCCCUCCUGAAGACAACAAAGGCGGUCAUUGUUAAUGAUGUCAUGCAUUGGCUACUUCUUGAUGAGAUAUCCUCCCAUUUUACUCGGAACAUCUUGUCGUUCAACCUGACAGAUGAGAUGUUCUCAGAAACUGCUGUCCCUGAUGCUGUAAAAGACCGUGAAUUGCACCUGUUUGAGGGGGGAGGAAAGCUUCAUUUGCUGGCAAUGCCCGGUGAGGGAUCAGCACCUAAAACCUCUGAGAUUUGGGUGGCGAACUCGACCUGUGCAGUCUGGGACCACAUGUGCAACGUCGCUUUUGUGCUACCUUUGGGCAUGAGGCCACUUUUCCUGCACAACAAUAAGCUCUUCUAUUGCAACCAAAGAAGAUUCUACUAUGUUGAUCUUCAGGAUGGGAGUGGUUCCUAUCUCAACAUGCCUUUUGGCGAGUGCAUCAUAUCAGCUGGGAUUUUCGUGGAGAGCCUCGCUCUACAUUCUGUGACUGGCCUGGUGGACUCCAGAACAAUGCUUCAAAGAACUCAUGAUGCUAGAUCAUUUCCAACAGGGCGUGGACCAUCUGCUCGUGGCGCUGGAUCGUCCUCAGCAGGCCCUCGGCGAUCUUUCAAGAAGGCAAAGAGCAAUAUAAACAUGCAGUGGAGAGAUGAAGAAGAAAUAGACCAUGGGGGUGGGUCAGGGACAGGGUAG